Molecule: messenger RNA, 3853 nt
Organism: Gadus chalcogrammus (walleye pollock)
Lineage: Eukaryota; Metazoa; Chordata; Actinopteri; Gadiformes; Gadidae
Product: dihydropyrimidine dehydrogenase [NADP(+)]-like
Exons: 25
Coding region: 173-3241 (1022 amino acids)
Biological process (GO): uracil catabolic process; thymine catabolic process
Cellular component (GO): cytosol; cytoplasm
Molecular function (GO): NADP binding; uracil binding; iron-sulfur cluster binding
Source: RefSeq, a predicted model, not a curated record
CAAAGGUACGUCCCACUGUUGAACUUCUAGAGAAUCAUCUGCGGAUCAGAGUCGUCCCGGACAGUGCUUCGGACCUCUUGAAUAUCCUUAAUACCGUGGGAUCUCGACUACCUUGUGAACGCUAUUAUCACGGACUAUUUGGACGGUGCGCGUUGGAGCAGAGCUGAGCAGAAUGUUGAGUAAAGACCUACCCGACAUAGAGAGCAUCUUGGCUCUGAACCCAAGAGUGAAGACACAUGCCGACGUCAUCUCCACGGCAACCAAGAAGAAAGAGAAGAAACAUUGGAAGAGGAACGCUGAGCAUGGUUGUGAUUCGUGCGUGAAGCUGGAGAACAACUUUGACGACAUCAAACACACGACGCUGAGCGAACGCGGAGCUCUGCGCGAGGCCAUGAGGUGUCUCAAAUGUGUAGACGCCCCCUGUCAGAAGAGUUGUCCCACCAACCUCGACGUAAAGUCAUUUAUUACCAGUAUAUCCAAUAAGAACUACUAUGGGUCGGCCCGAUCCAUCCUCUCUGAUAACCCCCUGGGGCUGACCUGUGGAAUGGUCUGUCCCACCUCGGAGCUGUGCGUCGGGGGCUGCAACCUGUUUGCCUCGGAGGAAGGGCCCAUUAACAUAGGGGGGUUGCAGCAGUUUGCGACAGAGGUGUUCAGCAAGAUGGGAAUCCCACAGAUCCGCAACCCGGAGCUGCCGCCGGCCAAUGAGAUGCCAGAGUCUUACAACGUACCCAUCGCUCUGAUUGGCUGCGGGCCGGCUUCCAUCAGCUGUGCCUCCUUCCUGGCCCGUCUGGGGUACAGCGACCUCACCAUCUUCGAGAAGCAGAAAUACAUCGGAGGCCUGAGCAUGUCAGAGAUCCCGCAGUUCCGUUUGCCCAGUGAGGUCGUCCAGUUUGAGAUCGGCCUCAUGAAGGACCUGGGGGUCAAGGUGGUCUGUGAGCAGGGCCUCGGUGUCGAUGGUUUAACGCUGCAGUCGCUGAAAAACAAGGGCUUCAAGGCUGUCUUCGUCGGGAUUGGUCUGCCCCAGGCCAACAGAGCUAAGAUCUUCAAAGAUUUGACCAUGGACCAAGGCUUCUUCACCUCCAAAGACUUCCUGCCCAUGGUUGCAACAGCCAGCAAGCCAGGUAUGUGCAGCUGCCGCUCCGCCCUCCCUGAGCUGCGGGGCGUGGUCAUCGUCCUGGGCGCCGGGGACACGGCCUUCGACUGCGCCACCUCGGCGCUGCGCUGCGGAGCCCGCCGGGUCUUCGUCUGCUUCCGCAAAGGCUUCACCAACAUCAGGGCGGUGCCCGAGGAGAUGGAGCUGGCGAAGGAGGAGCGCUGUGAGUUCCUGCCCUUCCUGUCGCCGCGCCAGGUGCUGCUGAAGGCGGGCCGCGUGGCGGGGCUGGAGUUCUGCCGCACGGAGCAGAGCGAGGACGGGGAGUGGCUGGAGGACGAGGAGCAGACCGUCCGCCUGAAGGCCGACUACGUCAUCAGCGCCUUCGGCUCCAUGCUCGACGACCCGCAAGUGGCGGAGGCCCUGGCCCCGGUGAAGCUGAACCGCUGGGGGACCCCCGACAUCAGCACGGACACCAUGCAGACCAGCGAGCCCUGGGUGUUCGCGGGCGGAGACAUCGCCGGCCUGGCCAACACCACCGUGGAGUCGGUCAACGACGGCAAGCAGGCCUCCUGGCACAUGCACCGAUACAUCCAGUCUCUCCACGGGCAGGCGGUGAGCGCCGUGCCCAAGCUGCCCCUGUUCUACAGCGCCAUCGACGCCGUGGACAUCAGCGUGGAGGUGUGCGGCAUCCGCUUCCCCAACCCCUUCGGCCUGGCGUCCGCCCCCCCCACCACCAGCUGCGCCAUGAUCCGCCGGGCCUUCGAGCAAGGCUGGGGCUUCGCUCUCACCAAGACCUUUGGACUGGACAAGGACCUGGUGACCAACGUGUCCCCCCGUAUCGUGCGCGGGACCACGUCGGGGCCCCUGUUCGGGCCGGGCCAGAGCUCCUUCCUGAACAUCGAGCUGAUCAGCGAGAAGACGGCGGCCUACUGGUGCCAGGGGGUGACCGAGCUCAAGAAGGACUUCCCAAACAACGUGGUGAUCUCCAGCAUCAUGUGCAGCUUCAACAAGUCCGACUGGACAGAUAUAGCCAAGAUGGCGGAGGCUUCAGGAGCGGACGCGUUGGAGCUGAACCUCUCCUGUCCUCACGGCAUGGGGGAGAGAGGCAUGGGGCUGGCGUGUGGACAGGACCCAGAGCUGGUGCGUAACAUCUGUCGCUGGGUGCGCGCGGCCGUCUCCAUCCCGUUCUUCGCCAAGCUGACGCCAAACGUCACCAACAUCGUGGUCAUCGCCACGGCCGCUAAAGAAGGCGGGGCCAACGGCGUCACGGCCACCAACACGGUGUCGGGCCUCAUGGGGCUGAAGGCGGACGCCUCGCCCUGGCCCAGCGUGGGGGCGGGACAACGCACCACGUACGGGGGGGUGUCCGGCAACGCCAUCAGGCCCAUCGCCCUGAGAGCCGUGUCCGCCAUCAGCAAGGCCCUGCCGGGGUUCCCCGUCCUGGCCACCGGGGGCAUCGACUCAGCUGAGAGCGGACUGCAGUUCCUCCACACUGGAGCCUGUUUACUGCAGGUGUGCAGUGCGAUUCAGAACCAGGAUUUCACUCUGAUUGAGGACUACUGCGUAGGCCUGAAGGCCCUGCUGUACCUGAAGAGUCUGGAGGGUCUGGAUGCGUGGGACGGCCAGUCUCCUCCCACACAGAAGCACCAGAAGGGCAAGCCCAUCCCCAGGGUGGGCGAGCUGGUGGGAAAGAGCCUCCCCAGUUUCGGCUCAUAUCUACAGGAGAAGCAGGACGCCAUCGCGGCGUACAAGAGACAGACUAGAGACAGCGGCGUUGGCGUUGUCACGGAAACCACCGAACCCAAAGUCAACUUAUCCAAGAAGCCGGUUCCUGCUGUCAAGGACGUGAUAGCCAGAGCACUGCGCCACAUCGGAGCGUACCAAGAACUGGACAACAAGGAACAGGUGCUGGCCUUGAUCGACGAGGACAUGUGUAUCAACUGUGGCAAGUGCUACAUGACCUGCAACGACUCAGGAUACCAGGCCAUAACGUUUGAUCCAGAGACCCAUCUUCCCUUCGUCACUGACAGCUGCACUGGUUGCACGCUGUGUCUCAGUGUCUGUCCCAUCAUCGACUGCAUCACCAUGGUUACCAGGACAACGAAAUACGAGCCCAAGCGCGGUGUUCCCAUCAGCCCCAUGUGCUAGGCCAAUCAGAAGAGCUUGAUUUCCGUAAUCUGUAUUACCUCAUAAUUAAAAUAUAUAUAUGAAAUUUGCUAUACACAUAAAAAAAUGCUUUUAUUAGAACAAGCAAGCCAGUUAAGAAGGUCACCUGUUAGUUGGCAUUUGGUGACUGGAAAGGCAACCAAAAAUAAAAAAUAUUAUUAUUAGUUAAAUUUGUAUCCAAUUUGUUGUACUUUCUGAUAACCUGUUGUUUCAGCAUUUAUUCACCAUGAGGUAUUUGUCGAAAUGGAUGAUAUGCAAGAGACGUUGGACAGAGAUGAACAAGAUAAAUCAUAAAUUGCAUUCCUAUGCAUCAUGUUGCUCCCCUUAAAAUGUAGGAUGAUUGUGAUUGGCCUGAUUUUAGAAAAAUGUAAAAUAAAACAUGGUCAGAGCUACAGAAGGGUUCCUCUGACGAGUGUGGUAACAUUUAAAUAUAUUCAAACUUAGCCAUAUUUACCUGUUAAGUUUAGAUGUUUGGCUGUCUCUCACUUUCCUCCGGUAUCUUUGAUUGGGGUUUUACCGUUGGCAUUUCGUGCCUGAACAAAUGAAAAUGUAAAUGUGUUCAAAUGAGCAGCUUCGUUCAACAGGGUUUGAUUU